Molecule: messenger RNA, 1782 nt
Organism: Lathyrus sativus (Indian pea)
Lineage: Eukaryota; Viridiplantae; Streptophyta; Magnoliopsida; Fabales; Fabaceae
Source: the annotation of a GenBank genome assembly
AUGAGUACUCUCCCUACAACACAAGGAAAAUCUGUCCCAGAUGCUUCAGACUAUAAGGGUCGUCCAGCUGACAGGGCGGCCACCGGUGGUUGGUCGGCGGCCGCCAUGAUACUUGGAGGAGAAGUUAUGGAGAGGCUGACAACGCUCGGCAUCGCUGUGAAUUUAGUCACAUAUUUGACAGGCACUAUGCAUUUGGGCAAUGCUGUUUCCGCCAAUGUUGUCACUAACUUCUUGGGAACUUCCUUCAUGCUUUGUUUGUUGGGUGGAUUUCUGGCCGAUACUUUUUUAGGAAGAUAUCUUACCAUUACGAUCUUUGCAGUUGUUCAAGCAAUUGGUGUAACAAUAUUGACGAUAUCAACUAUAGUUCCAAGUCUACAUCCACCAAAAUGCACAACAGAUUCUAAAUCACCUUGCAUACAAGCAAACAGCAAACAACUAUUGGUACUAUAUUUAGCACUUUACGUCACGGCGCUCGGCACGGGCGGUUUAAAAUCGAGUGUCUCCGGCUUUGGUUCGGAUCAAUUCGAUGAAUCAGAUAAAGACGAAAAAAAGGGUAUGAUUAAGUUUUUCAGCUGGUUCUAUUUUUUUGUGAGUAUAGGAUCAUUGGCAGCAGUGACUGUUCUUGUGUACAUACAAGAUAACAUAGGUAGGGAUUGGGGUUAUGGUAUAUGCGCGGUCGCGAUUGUGGUUGCGGUUCUGGUUUAUUUGUCGGGGACGCGAAAGUACCGAAUUAAGCAACUUGUUGGUAGUCCAUUGACACAAAUUGCAGUGGUGUUUGUGGCUGCUUGGAGGAAGAGACACAUGCAAUUGCCAUCAGAUUCUUCAUUGCUCUAUGAAGAAGAUGAUGUUCUAUGUGAAACACCUAAGAACAAGAAGCAAAGGAUGCCACAUAGCAAACAAUUCAGGUUCUUAGACAAAGCAGCAAUCAGAGUCUUAGAAAGUGGAAGUGAAAUCACAAUCAAAGAGAAAUGGUAUCUUUCAACUUUAACCGAUGUAGAAGAAGUAAAAUUGGUAAUAAGAAUGUUACCAAUUUGGGCCACAACCAUAAUGUUUUGGUCAAUCCAUGCUCAAAUGACAACAUUCUCAGUCUCACAAGCAACAACAAUGGAUUGUCACAUUGGAAAAUCAUUUCAAAUCCCCGCCGCAUCAAUGACUGUCUUUUUAAUCGGAACAAUUCUCCUAACCGUCCCUUUCUACGACCGAUUCAUUCGUCCCGUUGCAAAAAAACUCCUAAACAACUCACACGGAUUCUCCCCUUUACAACGCAUCGGCGUUGGUUUAGUCCUUUCCGUAUUGGCCAUGGUUGCGGCCGCGCUCAUAGAAAUAAAACGCUUAAACUUCGCGCGAUCGCAUGGUUUUAUCGACAAUCCAACCGCGAAAAUGCCAUUGAGUGUGUUUUGGUUAGUGCCACAAUUUUUCCUUGUAGGAUCCGGAGAAGCCUUUAUGUAUAUGGGACAAUUAGAUUUUUUCCUAAGAGAAUGCCCUAAAGGGAUGAAAACUAUGAGUACUGGAUUGUUCUUAAGCACACUCUCUUUAGGGUUUUUCUUUAGCUCAUUAUUGGUGACUAUUGUGAACAAUGUGACUGGUCCUAAUAAGCCAUGGAUUGCAGAUAAUCUUAACCAAGGAAGGUUAUAUGAUUUUUAUUGGCUAUUGGCUAUGCUAAGUGCUAUAAAUGUGGUAAUAUAUUUGGCUUGUGCUAAGUGGUAUGUUUACAAGGAGAAGAGGCUUGCUGAAGUGGGGAUAGAAUUGGAAGAAAUGGAUGAUGCUUCUACAUUCCAUUAA